Messenger RNA from Electrophorus electricus (electric eel), 1635 nucleotides. RefSeq names its product intraflagellar transport 57 homolog (Chlamydomonas) (gene ift57). Gene Ontology annotation, biological process: non-motile cilium assembly; intraciliary transport. The record is from RefSeq and is a predicted model, not a curated record. Gene Ontology annotation, cellular component: intraciliary transport particle B; Golgi apparatus; microtubule organizing center. NCBI's taxonomy places the organism in Eukaryota, Metazoa, Chordata, Actinopteri, Gymnotiformes, Gymnotidae.
AGUUACUAAAACAAACCACUCGUAUCCUACAUCGGCUAGUCAAUUAGCCAGCCAAAUAAUUAACGUUGAAAUAUCAAUCACUGCUUUCAGUGCAACGAAAUCACAAAACCUGUUCAUCAGCACAUAGUUAAUGAAAUCUGUACAACCGAGUAGAUACUAGUUGGACAAAAAAAACAUGGCAGACGAUAGUAAGCGAGUAGAAGAUGAUGAAAGGGGUCCAGGAGCACAGCAUCAGAUGUUCGUGAUUAUGGAAGACUUGCUGGAUAAAUUAAAACUGCUGGAUUACGAAGAACAAGUUCUUGUAAAGCACAACAUGAAACCUUUGUCCAGGCAUUAUUUUGUGGCAAGUCCAUACACAGUGAGCAACCCCGGUGAGCAGUUCUACAUGUUCAGUGUGGUUGCAGCGUGGCUCAUCACUCUGUGCGGCCGGUCAUUUGAGACGCCACAGGAACAUGAAGACCCUAAUGCAACUGUCUCUAAUAUCCUCUCCCAACUGCGGGCACUGGGUGGAGUAGUUGAUUUCCCUCCCUCUAAGCUGAAAUCUGGUUCUGGGGAGCAUGUGUGUUAUGUCCUGGACCGCCUGGCAGAAGAAGCACUGAAGAGUAGAGCCUUUAUCUGGAGGAGGCCUGUCUACCCCUCUGAGGAGCUAGAGGAGGAGUCUGUGCUGGAGGAUGAUGCUGAGCUCACACUUAACAAAGUGGAGGAGAUGAUUGAAGAGGCCGAUGAGGAAGAGGAUAUUAUUGAUCUGGAGGAGCUCAAGUCCAGAACCAAUCAACGUGAGGUGGAUGGGGCAAGGCCAGAGAUGAUUCUAGAGUCAGUUACAGAUUAUGCUGUGUGGAAUCUGGAGGUGGAGAGAGUUCUGCCCCAGCUCAAAGUCACCAUCCGCUCAGACAUCAAGGAUUGGCGGAUCCAUGUGAGCCAAAUGCAUCAGCACCAGGAUGGCAUCAAAACAUCUCUAAAGGAGGCCAAGGGGUGUCUGGAUAAACUGGUGGAGGAGAUCAGCAAAACUCAGGAGAAAGUGAGCAGUCGAGAGAAGUACAUCAACACACAGCUGGAGCACCUCAUUACAGAUUACCGAAAUGCCCAGUCAAAACUCAGCGAGGCUAAGGAGUUGUAUCAGCACGGCAGUGGAGGAGUGACUGACAGAACCAGAACUCUGGCAGAAAUCAGUGAGGAGCUAGAAAAAGUCAAACAGGAAAUGGAGGAGAAAGGAAGCAGCAUGUCAGAUGGAGCUCCAGUUGUAAAGAUCCGUCAGAGUCUGACUAAGCUGAAGCAGGAGAUUCAGGAGAUGGAUGUGCGAAUGGGGGUGGUGGAACACACACUGCUGCAGGCUAAACUGAAAGAGAAGAACAACAUGACCAGAGAUAUGCAUGCCAUACACAUCACAGAAACCAGCACACAAAGCUAUUCAUAACCACACACUUACUAUUUUGAAUAAAUGUUUAAUAAAUGUUUAUUACUCAAAAUAUUAUGCUUGUUUAACUUUAUAAAUAUUUUUCUUGCAUUUAAAAUGUAUGAUGCUUUUAAAUGUUAAAAUAUAUUACUUCGCAUAAGCCAGACUCUUAUGUGAAGGCAGUGGUAGCUCAGUGGUUAUGGUACAGUUCAAGCCCCACCACAUGUCAAAUUUCCACUCUU